Chaetomium strumarium is the source of this 2336-nucleotide messenger RNA. RefSeq lists its product as uncharacterized. The coding region runs from base 266 to 1924 and encodes 552 amino acids. Gene Ontology annotation, cellular component: mitochondrion. NCBI's taxonomy places the organism in Eukaryota, Fungi, Ascomycota, Sordariomycetes, Sordariales, Chaetomiaceae. The record is from RefSeq and is a predicted model, not a curated record. The transcript is spliced from 3 exons. Gene Ontology annotation, molecular function: FAD binding; catalytic activity.
GCCAACUGUCUGCCAGCCUAUAGAGACUUGCCUCCGGUGUCGCUAUUGUACAACGUACUACCUUAGGUUUGAGACCAUCCACGGGGCGCAACUUCCCAUAAUAACCGUGUUACGAAUCAAGGUCGAGCUCGAGGUGCUGGGCAGGUAGUACCUUCCCUGCAAAGCAGGCAGCAGCGCCAGACUCGAGUAGGUUCUUUCCAGACUUCGAGCAAACAUACGUUUGAGUUACCUACCUUCCUGCGCUUUUUCCAACCCCGGCCACGCAAUGGCUGCCCGCCAGCAGCUCGCCCCGGUCCUGAGGAGGUUGAGACCAGGGAGAUGCUCCGCGAAGCUUGGCAGGCAAGCAACAUUGCAACUGCCGGUUUCCGGCGCUGUGCGGUGCUUCAGCGAAUCCCGCCGGCGGUGCCUGCGGAGCACCGCAGCUGUUGCUGCCGCCAGCGGCAAGUUCACGAGCGAGACCUACCCGGACAUCAAGCGGGACGGCAGGUUCGCCCAGCUCACGGCAGACCAUGUCGCCUACUUCCGCGGCCUGCUCGGCAGUGAGUCGGCCGUCAUCGACGGCGUGAGCAGUAGCGACGCGGUAGACGACAUCGAGCCCUUCAACAGCGACUGGAUGCGCAAGUACCGCGGCCACUGCAAGCUGGUGCUCAAGCCGGGGUCGACGGACGAGGUCAGCAAGAUCCUCAAGUACUGCAACGACAACAUGCUGGCCGUCGUCCCGCAGGGCGGCAACACGGGCCUGGUCGGCGGCUCGGUGCCGGUUUUUGACGAGAUCGUCAUCAACAUGAGCCGCAUGAACCAGAUCCUCGACUUCGACGAGGUCAGCGGCACGCUGGUUGCCGAGGCGGGGUGCAUCCUCGAGGUGGCCGAUCAGUUCCUGGCGGGCAAGGGCUACAUCUUCCCGCUGGAUCUCGGAGCCAAGGGGUCGUGCCACAUCGGAGGCAACGUCUCGACCAACGCCGGCGGGCUGCGGCUGCUCCGGUACGGGAGCUUGCACGGCACCGUGCUGGGGAUAGAGGCCGUGCUCGCCGACGGCACCGUUGUGGACGACCUCUGCAGGCUGCGCAAGAACAACACGGGCUACGAUCUGAAGCAGCUCUUUAUCGGCGCCGAGGGCACGCUGGGCAUCAUCACCAAGGUGUCGAUCCUGUGCCCGCAGCGCUCGCCAGCGCAGAACGUGGCCUUCUUCGGCCUGGAGUCAUUUGACAAGGUCCAGCAGGCCUUCCGGGAGGCAAAGGGCCAGCUUUCCGAGAUCCUGUCCGCCUUCGAGCUCAUGGAUGAGGGCAGCCAGGCGCUGGUGCGGCAGGUCACCAACAACAAGAGUCCCCUGGAGGGCCAGUAUCCGUUCUACUGCUUGAUCGAGACGAGCGGGUCCAACGCCGACCACGACAGCGAGAAGCUGGCUGCCUUCCUCGAGGAGGUCAUGGAGAAGGGGGUUGUCGCGGACGGGACGCUCGCCGAGAACGAGACGCAGAUCCGAUCGCUGUGGGCCUGGCGCGAGGGCAUCACCGAGGCGCUGAGCCACCUGGGCGGCACGUACAAGUACGACGUGUCGAUUCCGCUGAAGGAGCUGUACCAGCUGGUGGAGGACACGCGGGCCCGCGUCGACGAGGCCGGGCUGCUGGGCGACACGGACGACUUCCCCGUCCGCGCGGUGGUCGGGUAUGGCCACAUGGGCGACGCAAACCUCCACCUCAACGUGUCGACGAGGCGGUUCGACGCGAGGGUCGAGAGGGUGCUGGAGCCGUUUGUGUACGAGUGGAUCGCCGAGCGGCAGGGCAGCAUCAGCGCCGAGCACGGCCUCGGCUUGAUGAAGAAGAAGUUCAUUGGAUACAGCCGCAACCCGACUAUGGUUGGGUUGAUGAAGAACAUCAAGGACUCGUUUGAUCCGAAGGGCAUUCUUAACCCGUACAAGUAUCUUUAGACCUAAUCUACCUUCUAUCUGAACCAGGAGGGGCGGCGCCUUUUGGAUGUGAUUCAUCGCGAAGCUGAAAGUAACAGAGUUUGGAGUUCAUUGUGGUCUGGAGGCAGGUUGUCAGCUUGUUCAACGGGAGAAUUUAGUGGGCCAAAAGUGGCUCUGCCAUAUAUGUAUGUAAGAGCUGGUUGCCAUGUAUCUCCUGAAGUCAAGCACUAUAAAGGCCUAAACAGACAGAGGGUGGUUUUCCAGUCUCGCUGGUUGAAGGAUAUGAGCUUGAAAGACGGGAUGUCUGCCGUGCAAGAAAAGAAGUGCUGGGCUUGGGUGCAACUAUAGUCUGGGCAAGAAACGUUUUAGGUACUAUUGUUCAGGUGGAAAUGAAGGAAGGAUCUCCAUAACAGAGCAAAACAUCGAACAAAAG